AUGGGAAGAAUCACAAGUUUCGCAGAUCUAAUCGGAAUAAUCAAAGACAAAGCUUCUCAAAGCAGAGCUGCUUUAGUCUCAUCAAACCCAAAAAGCAAAUCUCUCUCUUUCCAUCUCUCCGUCCUCCGUGCCACUACUCACGACCCUUCUACUCCGCCGGGAGAUCGCCACCUCGCCGUUCUCCUCUCUGCCGGUUCUGGCUCACGAGCUACAGCCGCUUCUGCCGUCGAAGCCAUCAUGGACCGUCUUCACACCACCGGAGACGCCUGCGUCGCUCUCAAAUCGCUGAUCAUCGUCCACCACAUCGUUAAACACGGUCGUUUCAUCCUCCAAGACCAGCUCUCUGUUUUUCCGGCUUCCGGUGGUCGGAAUUAUCUAAAGCUUUCUAGUUUCAGAGAUGAGAAGUCCCCUUUGAUGUGGGAGCUUUCUUCUUGGGUCCGAUGGUACGCUUUAUACCUUGAGCAUCUGUUAUCAACUUCAAGAAUCAUGGGGUUUUUCAUUUCUUCAACAUCGAGCACAAUCCACAAAGACGAAUACGAAGAAAUGGUCUCGUCUCUCACCAACACUGAUCUGCUGCGUGAAGUCGACGCGCUCGUCGAUCUACUGGAAGAAGCAUGUAAAAUUCCGGAUAUACCCUCAUCUGGCGGCAAAACUCUCGCCGACAAAAUCACCCGUUUGGUUGGAGAAGACUACGUGUCGUCGAUCAACGAGCUUUACACGAGACUGAACGAGUUUAAAGAGCGGUCAAACACUUUGAGCUUCGGGGAUUCGAUCGAGCUUGUCUGUGCUUUGAAGCGGCUCGAGAGUUGUAAAGAAAGGUUGUCUGAAAUCUCAAAUGCGAAUUGGAAGAGAGCUUGGAUCGAUGGGUUUUGGAGUUUGGUUCGUGAGGUUAAGGGUAUGAUUGGUAGAUUAGAGGAUAAUUAUGGGCAGAUUGAGAAAUCGAUUGUUGGGAUUGGGAGGAGAGAAAAAGGUUAUGAAUCGGCUCGGUUUACUGAUCGGUUGAUUAUUGGUUACGGUGAUGCUGUUCGGUUUUCUUCCGGUAGAUUUUCCAAUGUUGAUCGGUUUAAUUAUCCGGUUUCUGGUCGAACAUUCUGUUGA
Messenger RNA from Microthlaspi erraticum, 1098 nucleotides. Lineage: Eukaryota; Viridiplantae; Streptophyta; Magnoliopsida; Brassicales; Brassicaceae. The record is from the annotation of a GenBank genome assembly.